UUUAGAAUAAUAUUAAAUAAAAAGAAAUCCAUUUCAAAUGAAAUACAAGCGCACAAAUACAGCUCAUCAGCACAGAAAGAAGAUAACUCUUCCUCCUCUGAACCGGAAUGAGACCAGUCGAAUCGACGCAUCCCAGGUGCUUGAGCUUGAGCAGUAUAAUUUAGGUAACAAAUUACGCAGUACUUACAAUCCGAAAUAAGCACAAGAGCAGACUUAAUGGAAUCAUGGGCAAAAUUUCAAAGGAACUGGAUCAAAAACGUACAAGAAACAGUAACAGCAUUGAAGCCAGCAACAAGUACAUUGACCAGCCUAGCCAAAGCUCAAAUAAGAUAUCUAGCAAAAGCAAGUCAAAAUAAGAGCAUUUCUGAUUCUAGUGAUAGCUUCAACCCUCUUUCAAUCGAUGGAGAAAUCAAGAGAAAAAUCAUCAGGAAAAAAAGAAAUAAUGGCUUCAGCUCACCAUAUUCAGGGCAUGUAUUUGUCACAUUUUUCUUCUGAUUGUUAGAGAUCUGCACAUUCAUAGCUGUAUUUUGACCUUACGCAAUCUCUGACUUUGGAAUUGGAAUGGGCAUUUUUGUAAUAUUAUUAAUUUCUGUUGCUUAUUUGACAAUAUUUGGUCUGAUAUUGGUGACAAUGAAGAAAAAUCCAACAGAUCUUCUUUCAAUUACAACAAAAUAACAGGUAACUAUAUAUGUAACAAUUCUCAGA
Molecule: messenger RNA, 705 nt
Organism: Moneuplotes crassus
Lineage: Eukaryota; Ciliophora; Spirotrichea; Euplotida; Euplotidae
Source: the annotation of a GenBank genome assembly